Messenger RNA from Anopheles cruzii, 1050 nucleotides. RefSeq lists its product as uncharacterized. Lineage: Eukaryota; Metazoa; Arthropoda; Insecta; Diptera; Culicidae. The record is from RefSeq and is a predicted model, not a curated record. The transcript is spliced from 2 exons. Bases 1 to 1050 code for a protein of 349 amino acids.
AUGUUGUGCCGCCGAAUGCGGCUCACGGAACGCCACCUACAGCCGCCCCGGGAACCGCUGGAAGGGCCGAUCGUACGUCCGUGUACCACGCGGAAGCUGAUGAACCUCGGAGCGGGCGGCAACGCUUGCAGCGCCACCGGCCCCGGCACCACCACCAAUGCGAUCGGCCACACCACGAUCACCAUCCCGACGGGCGACGCCACCCGAGCGUGCUGCGAGGAGCAACAGUGUUCACCACGUGGGAGAAAACCUACGGAUGGCCCCAAAACACCGCUGAUGAUCGUGAAUUUGAACAUUCCGCCCGGCACGGAGACGCUGGCGCCGAAGAGUGCGUCGCGAACCGAACGCACCAAGCUGCCCCACUUCUGCCUCCAGUACCGCAACCUGUCCCGCCUCUGCUCUGCCCCACCGGGAGGGGCCACGGCGACGGUUCCCGGAGCGGCCCCGGGAGUUACCUCGCACCAGAUUCCUCAGAUAUUCAUUCAAAGCUUCGAGCUGCAGGACCGCCGCGCCACCGAUGGCCAGGGAACGGCGGCCGCGGGCGAGGCGGGCCAGGAGGGUAGGAGCAGUAGCCAGGCGUACAAUAUUAUCACCGAGAACGACGAGGACACGUUCGCGACACUGCUCCUGGAGAACAUCUCCAACAUCUCGCUGGAGAUGAUACAGCGCCACCAGCAGAAACUGCUCGGGACGGCCGGUUCCUCGCUGACCGAGGCCCAACUGCAGACGGGUACCGGGACCGGGACCUGCUUCCAGCACGUCGAGGGCUGCAGUAGCAUGGACCGGACGGACAGUAAGACGUCGGCCGAUGUCGCUACGGGGCUGGACAUGCGGAUGGACUCGACGGAAGAUCGCGCCUUGGGAGGGGCCGCCUCGGAGAGCGGUGGACGUCGGGAGUACGCCAGUCUGCGGAGCACCACCCAGGAUGGUAUCGAUGAACCGUUGGACGACAUUCCCGCCGGGUACAGGUCGCUCUGCUACCGGACGCCAAGUCCCAAGACGAGGCAAAUCAUCCGCGUCGACAUCGUCACGAGUCGGGAGAAGUACUGA